Pistacia vera is the source of this 2341-nucleotide messenger RNA. RefSeq names its product putative pentatricopeptide repeat-containing protein At1g17630. The coding region runs from base 33 to 2147 and encodes 704 amino acids. The record is from RefSeq and is a predicted model, not a curated record. Gene Ontology annotation, biological process: RNA modification. NCBI's taxonomy places the organism in Eukaryota, Viridiplantae, Streptophyta, Magnoliopsida, Sapindales, Anacardiaceae. The transcript has a single exon. Gene Ontology annotation, molecular function: protein binding; RNA binding.
UAUACAAAUUUGUUGGCCAUCUCGUGCUUCAUAUGCUUCAUGCUGCUGCUUCUCUCCGUCUCGAGUCUCGCCGUUGGUUUUCAAUAAUUCCUCAUCAAAAUGAUCUUCUUGAUAUUUUUGAUCACUUUCUCCAACAAUGCACGAAAAUUCACCUCCUCAAACAAGUGCAUGCGCAAGUCAUUGUCAAUGGAUCCAGUAACUCCGCUUUCUUGGCGGCUAGAGUUACUUCGGUUUAUGCUCGUUUCGGGCUUCUUUCUGAUGCGCAAAACGUGUUUAAAACAACCCCAGUUCAUUGUUUGUCGAGUUCUUUGUUGUGGAACUCUAUAUUGAGAGUGAAUGUGUCAAAUGGAUGCUAUGAGAACGCACUUCAACUGUAUGUUGAAAUGCGACAACGAGGGGUUUUGGGUGAUGGGUUUACUUUCCCGCUCAUUAUAAGAGCUUGUAAAUUAAUGGGUAGUUAUAGUUUUGGCAGGAUUGUUCAUAAUCAUGUUUUGCUAAUGGGUUUUCAAGAUAAUGUUCAUGUUGUGAAUGAACUGAUUGGAAUGUAUGCCAAAAUGGGACGGAUUGAUUAUUCGUGUAAGAUGUUUGACAAAAUGCGUGUCAGGAAUCAUGUUUCGUGGAAUUCGAUGGUUUCUGGUUUUGCAUUGAACUAUGAUUGUGAUGGUGCUCUUGACAUGUUUCAGAGAAUGGAAUUUGAGGGAUUGGAGCCAAACCUUGUAACAUGGACUUCACUGUUGUCAAGCCAUGCUCGAUGCGGGCGGCUUGAAGAUACUAUUGGUUUGUUUGACAGGAUGAGGAUGAGAGGAAUUGGAGUUAGUGCUGAAGCACUUGCUGUGGUGUUAUCUGCUUGUGCUGAUUUAGUUGCCUUUAAAAAGGGUAUGGUCAUUCAUGGGUGUGUUUUAAAGGGUGGAUUUGAAAAUUACUUGUUUGUGAAGAAUGCACUUAUAUGUGUGUAUGGGAAGCAUGGGGAUGUAAAAGAGGCUGAGAAAUUGUUUCUAGAAAUGAAAGAUAAGAAUAUAGUCAGUUGGAAUGCUUUGAUAACAUCAUAUGCGGAGACUGGUUUAUGCGAUGAGGCACUUGCAAUAUUUCUGAAGUUGGAGAAUUUAGAUGAUGGUUCAAUGGAGAGACCUAAUGUGAUAAGUUGGAGUGCUGUAAUUGGUGCUUUUGCUUCCAAGGGGAGAGGUGAGGAGUCUUUGUAUCUUUUUCACAAAAUGCAGAAUGCCAAAGUCAUGGCCAAUUCUGUGACAAUUUCUAGUGUUUUAUCAGUUUGUGCUGAGCUAGCUGCACUGAAUAUUGGUAGGGAAAUCCAUGGCCAUGUAGUUAGAGCUUUGAUGGAUACUAGUAUUCUAGUGGUAAAUGGCUUGCUCAAUAUGUACAUGAAGUGUGGAUGUCUUGGGAAAGGACGUUUACUAUUUGAGAGAAUUGACAGAAAGGACUUGAUCUCAUGGAACUCAAUGAUUACAGGGUAUGGCAUGAAUGGACUUGGUGAAAAUGCAAUAGCAACUUUCAAUCAGAUGAUUGAAGCUGGAUUCAAACCAGAUGGGGUCACGUUUGUUGCUCUUCUUUCUGCUUGUAGCCAUGCUGGGCUUGUUGAUGAAGGUCGUAGGCUUUUUGAUAUGAUGGUCAAAGAGUUUAGGAUUGAACCCCAGAUGGAGCAUUAUGCUUGCAUGGUUGAUCUUCUUGGCCGUGCUGGGUUGAUGCAAGAUGCAAGUGACAUUGUUAAAAAUAUACCAAUAGAACCUAAUGCUUGUGUUUGGGGAGCUCUUCUGAACUCAUGUCGGAUGCACAAAAAUACAGAUGUUGCGGAUGCAUUGGCUUCCCGAAUCCUUAGUCAAAACAUGGAGACAACUGGGAACUACAUGCUACUUUCUAAUAUUUAUGCUGCAAGUGGGAGGUGGGAGGAUUCAGCGAGGGUGAGAAUCUCAGCUAAAACAAAGGGUCUAAAGAAAGUUGCAGGGCAGAGUUGGAUUGAGUUGCAGAACAAGGUUCAUAUGUUCUCAUCAGGAAACAGUAUGCAGUUGGAUUUGAAGGAGGUUUGUGAAAUUCUUGAGGAAUUAGCCCGUCAAAUGGAGAGUGAAGGCUAUAUAACUGAUAAAAACAUCAUUGCAGAAGAUGUAGAGGAAGAAAUCAUGGUAAUCACGCUGUAAAAAUAGUGAGACACUGGCUCUCACUCAAGGUUUUGAACCUGAACCAAUUUCUUCUGAAAAUGACGAGCUCUAUUUUUUGGAGGUGCAUUGUUUUGAUCUAAUCUGUAAAUGGGUGGCACAAGGAGGAUAGGCACCAAGUAGGCUAAACUGAAUAGGGGUCAUGUUAUAUUAUUCAAUCAAUUUCAUUCAAGUGU